GGAGCUUCUUUCGUAAACGGUCUAAUGGAAGCGGGAAAUCUUCUCCGUUCAGUCCCGUUAAACCCUCAUAUCUCCUCUGGUCACCGUCUUCCCACUUUCCGGCAAUUCGUUAGGGUUUCCGCCAACUUACAGGGAGGUUAUAGAGGACCAAGGCCAAAGAGGGAAUUAAUUGCUGAAUGGGUAUCAAACAAUGAUGAUGCUGUCAGGAGCAUGCCGAUCUACGUCGGAGGGAUCUCUCUGUUUGCCGUUCUGUUUAACAGGACAAUUUCCGGCAUAGCUCCCGUUGCUGAUGCCAGCAGUUCUCAGUCUAGAGCUGAUCUACUUACAAUUGGGUUGGCAGUAACUAAUAUUCUAGCUGGUUUGGUGUGGCUAUCAAUUCGACCGAAAACCAUAUCCGUGGUGCCACCCCGAGGUGUGGAGUGUGAAAGAAUACAUUCUAACGUUCCGGAUCUUGUAGCUUCUGAACUAAUAUGGGCAUGGGAAUCAUUGUCAGCCAUGACGUGCAGCAGGUCUCUAGUUAUUGUAUAUGAUGACAUUUGUGUUCUCCAAAUUGGAUGUGCUUCUGCAGCUUCCUCUAAUGAAGGUGAACCAUUGGUUGUAGAUGCUGAUAAGUUGAUGCAAGGAUCUAUCUAUCAAGGUGUUGUUAAAUCUGGAUCGCAGAGCUACUUGGCUAACUUAUCUCUUUAUCCUGGAAAAUCCGAGCUGCCAUUUCUCCCUUCAAAUACACAGGCAGUCAUCUUGCAACCACUUGGAGAUAAAGGAAUUGCAAUACUUGGGGGUGACACCAUCCGAGGCUUCACAGCAUCAGACCAGGCAUGGAUCACGUUAAUAGGAGAGAAGCUGGAUGCAACGCUUUCUAAGCGUAUGACCAGCAUCCCUUUGGCAAGUGGCAGAGCAAGAUAAAGGUUUUUCAUAGUUGUGUUGGGCUCCAACCAAGGUAAGUUUCUGAACAAUGGAAUACUUAAAUAUAAAAAUGAACCGACAUUAAGACAAAAUAUAUGUUAUAAAAAUAUAGAAUAAUUAACAUGUUUGAUUGGGAAAAUAUAUAUAUUUAAUAUUCUAUAGACUAACAUAACAUGUAUAGUACUCAUUUUGUCUUGAUAAUUAUGCAUUCGAUUCUAUUUUUGGUAUAAGAUAAUGGCCUC
Molecule: messenger RNA, 1145 nt
Organism: Cynara cardunculus var. scolymus (artichoke)
Lineage: Eukaryota; Viridiplantae; Streptophyta; Magnoliopsida; Asterales; Asteraceae
Product: protein COFACTOR ASSEMBLY OF COMPLEX C SUBUNIT B CCB4, chloroplastic
Exons: 8
Coding region: 25-903 (292 amino acids)
Biological process (GO): cytochrome b6f complex assembly
Cellular component (GO): chloroplast
Source: RefSeq, a predicted model, not a curated record